GAGCGUGGGGCUUCAAGGAUGGAGUGCUGCACAACUCCAUUUGGUUAGUGAUAGCUCCAAAUGGCCACAUCUCCCAGAUUAUCCUAAAUAUGAGAGAGACCUAAACAAAACCACCGUUCAGAUUAGAUAUGCACGUUGGUUCCGAGACAGAUUUCCACACAUAUGGCACCAGACAAGUGCAACAUGAAGAGAUUAUAAAACUUGUGGCAGCGCUGGCAGUUUCUAGGUUUCCCUGGAAAGCUGCUUUUUAUCAUAUUUGCAACGGCAGAGAAAAAAACACGAAGGAAAUGUAUGAAUUUUGUGUGCAGCAGAAAUGUCAGCCAGCGAUUGUUCUGGUCCUGCCCUCGGUGACACACGCUCAGAUAUUUUUACUUCGCAUUUUUCUCCCCUUUCAUUCCCGCCUCUCCUCGAUCCAAGUAGCUCUGAUUUAACUUCUCUGGAGACUCGAAACAAAGCUCUGAUUCAUCUUCCAAAGGCGCUUCAAGUGGCAGCCAGAGGGAUGCUGUGAUAGCGAUCCAGAAGGAGCUUCCCCGGAGUCAGGCGGGAUACAGAGCCCCGGGGAUGCUGACAGCCGGCGUUCCCAUAACGACUGCCCUCGGAGUCAUCCCAGGGGAGUCCUGCCCAGCCUCUUGUUGACCUGCUGUUGUUCAAAAAUUCUCCAAGCUCUGUUGUUAAAAACUUCUCCCAAACAAACCCAACCUUUGGGUUUCUCGAAAAGCUUUGGGUCGGGAGGGACGUGUUUUCCCGGCGCUUCCCGAGCGGCACAGCUGCCAGCGGGACGCUCGGUUCCUCUUCCCGCCUGGAAGGAGAGGUGGAGCCCAACGUUGAGGUCUCGCUGCUGGAGGUGGGAGGGCUGAGGUCUGACGCUGAAUCCAUGUCCUGCCUCGUUCCCACAGAGCGGGCGGCUGGGGUGUACCACCGGGAAUCCCGCUCCGGGAAGUACCAGCUCACCUACGCCGAGGCCAAGGCCGUGUGCGAGUACGAGGGAGGACACCUGGCCACGUACCAGCAGCUGGAGGCGGCCCGGAAAAUAGGUUUCCACGUGUGUGCUGCUGGCUGGAUGGCCAAGGGCAGGGUUGGUUAUCCCAUCGUAAAAGCCGGAGCCAACUGUGGCUUUGGAAGGACUGGAAUUGUUGACUACGGGAUUCGCCUCAACCGGAGCGAGAGGUGGGACGCCUACUGCUACAACCCCAACGGAAAGGAGUGUGGUGGAGUCUUCACAGAUUCCAGGCAUGUUUUUAAGUCACCAGGGUACCCAAAUGAGUAUGAAAACGAGCAGAUUUGCUACUGGCACAUCAGAGUCAAGUAUGGGCAGAGGAUCCACCUGCAGUUCCUGGAGUUUGACGUGGAAGAUGACGUCGCUUGUAUGGCAGAUUUCUUGGAAGUCUAUGACAGCUACGAUGAUGUCAAUGGCUUUGUGGGCAGGUUUUGUGGAGAUGAGUUGCCAGAUGACAUCAUCAGCACAGGCAACGUGAUGACCUUGAAGUUUUUGACAGAUGCCUCAGUCACUGCUGGUGGGUUUCAGAUCAGAUACACUACCAUGGACACGCCUUCCAAGGCAGGGGAUGGAAGGAAUGCAACAUCCCAAGGAAAAACAAACUACUUAUCCGGAAAAUUCGGUGUCAUGUGAGCAGAGGAACCAGAUACACUCGUUAAGAACCCUGUCCUAGAAUGAACCCAAUGCAGAUAUCUGUGUCUUCAGAUAAGACAUUUUGUUCAUCUCUUCCUGACUUUUUAUUUUCAGCUUUUCUACGAGUUUUGUUAAUAAACUACCCUAGGAAAUAAAUUAUAAAAUACACUUACAUGAAUAAUACAAAACUAUUUUUAGGAUACAAGUACUGUAAAAAUCUGUUACCAUAGAUUUUAAAAUUAUUUUUGUAUAUAAACUGCUCCUUCCCCUCAUUUCUUGUCCUGUUUGAUCAAAGUUUUUGUGUGACUGUUUCAACUAUUUUAAAAUUUAAUAGGCUGUUCUCUCCUUAUUUUUCUUGACUUCUACAUAUUUAUUUUUUAGACUGUUGCUUUGUUUUUUUUCCUGUUCUCCACACACAACUAUUCAUUUAAUUAACCGAUUUUCUUGAACUCUAAGGGCCUUUAGAAUAAGCUUAUUUUUAAGACACAUAAAUUCAUUUUAUGGACACUGUUGAGAUGUUGGAUAUUGUUUACAUGGGUUUAAGACUGUUCUGUUUUAAAUUGAUGAACUUAAAUCAUUCUCUACAUGUUUUUAACUUCAGUCUGAAGCAGCAUUAAAGCUACCUCUGUUUUAA
This is a messenger RNA of Pipra filicauda (Wire-tailed manakin), 2264 nucleotides long. It is a transcript of the gene TNFAIP6, whose product is annotated as TNF alpha induced protein 6. Gene Ontology annotation, biological process: negative regulation of inflammatory response; cell adhesion. The record is from RefSeq and is a predicted model, not a curated record. Gene Ontology annotation, molecular function: hyaluronic acid binding. NCBI's taxonomy places the organism in Eukaryota, Metazoa, Chordata, Aves, Passeriformes, Pipridae. The transcript is spliced from 6 exons. The coding region runs from base 875 to 1630 and encodes 251 amino acids.